This is a messenger RNA of Cladocopium goreaui, 906 nucleotides long. The record is from the annotation of a GenBank genome assembly. Lineage: Eukaryota; Dinophyceae; Suessiales; Symbiodiniaceae.
AUGCCGGGGGGACGCCGCAGUGGUUUGGCGUGGCAGGCGCGGCACUUGCGGACUCUAAAGCUGGCGCGUUGCCACAAUUGUCGCCGGGGACGCCGCUGGACGCCGCGGUGGUUUGGCGUGGCAGGGGCGGCGCUAGGGGACUCUAUUGCACGUUGCCGCGAUUGUCGCUGGGUGGGCGCCGCGGUGGUUUGGCGUGGCAGGACGCUGGGGGACGGUGGUUUGGAGUGGUGCGCGCUUAAAAACUCUAUAACUAAUGCGUUGCUGCGAUUGUCGCUUGGUGGAUGCCGCGGUGGUUUGGCGUGGCAGGCGCGGCACUUGGGGACUCCCUUUUUUUUUGCUGGUGCGUUGCCGCGGUUGUCGCUGGGUGGACGCCGCGGUGGUUUGGCGUGGCAGGCGUGGCGCUUGGGGACUCUAAAGCUGACUGGCUGGUGCGUUGCUGCGAUUGUCGCUGGUGCGGUGGUUUGGCGUGGCAUGCAGGCGGCACUUGGGGACUCUAUGGCUGGCACUUGCCGCUGGGUCGCUGGGUGGACGCUGCGGUGGGGACUCUAUAGCUGGCGCGUUGCUGCGAUUGUAGCUGGCUGGACUCCGCGGUGGUUUGUUUGUCGUGGCAGGUGCGGCGCUUGCGGACUCUAUAGCUGCUGCGUUGCCGCGAUGAUCGCCGGGGAUGCUGCUGGAUGCCGCGGUGGUUUGGUGUGGCAGGUGUGGCACUUGGGGACUCUAAAGCUGGUGCCUUGCCGCGAUUGUCGCCGGGACGCCGCUGGACGCAGACUCGUUUCAGACUGGUUUCAAAGCGCGGCGCUUGGGGACUCUAUAGCUGGCGUGUUGCUGCGAUUGUCACCCGGGACGCUGGGCGACGCCGCGGCUGUCUCGCGUGGCAGGGGACGCCGCCGCGGUUUGGCGUGGCAG